Messenger RNA from Magnolia sinica, 1206 nucleotides. Its product is annotated as haloacid dehalogenase-like hydrolase domain-containing protein Sgpp. The record is from RefSeq and is a predicted model, not a curated record. The transcript is spliced from 5 exons. The coding region runs from base 45 to 932 and encodes 295 amino acids. NCBI's taxonomy places the organism in Eukaryota, Viridiplantae, Streptophyta, Magnoliopsida, Magnoliales, Magnoliaceae.
CCAUUUUUCUCCUAUUUUAUGUUCUCCAAUCCAUAUAUAUUUCCAUGCCUUCUCUAGCCUCCUUCUCUCAAUAUCGCCUUCUUCUCUUCUCCAAUCUUCACGAGAAAACCUGUUUCCGAAGAACCAAAAUCCUCAGAGAAAAUCACCGCAGAUUUCUCACUGCUUUUCCCAGAAUGUCGAUUUCUUUGGAUUCGCUUUCAGAUGAAAGCAAGUAUUCCUUCUCUGGACUUGCUCCUCUCGGAGCGAUACUAUUCGAUAUUGAUGGAACCCUGUGCGAUUCAGAUCCUCUUCACUACAUUGCAUUCCGUGAAAUGCUUCAAGAGAUUGGUUUCAAUGGCGGGGUCCCCAUCACCGAGGAGUUUUUUGUCGAGAAUAUCAGUGGUAAACAUAACGAGGACAUUUGCCAUGUCCUAUUUCCUGAUUGGGAUCUCAAAAGAAGCCUAAAGUUCAUGGACGACAAGGAAACUAUGUUUCGGAGACUGGCAUCCAAACAAUUGAAACCUGUAAACGGCCUACACAAGUUAUGCAAAUGGAUCGAGGACCGUGGCUUGAAGCGCGCGGCUGUGACCAAUGCCCCAAGAGAAAAUGCGGAGCUUAUGAUUUCGAUUCUAGGCCUAUCAAAGUUCUUCGAGCUUCUUGUAGUUGGCGGCGAAUGCGAGCGAGCAAAACCAUUUCCUGACCCAUACUUGAAGGCCAUCGAAAUGAUCAAGGCGUCCCCCGACCACACAUUUGUGUUCGAGGAUUCCGUGUCGGGCAUAAAAGCCGGUGUGGCUGCUGGGAUGCGGGUCGUGGGCCUGACGACCAGAAACCCGGAGAAGUUGCUGAUGGAAGCAGGGGCCACAUUCCUUAUUAAGGAUUUCGAGGAUCCUAAGUUGUGGGCAGAAUUGGAAGAGCUGGAGAAAGUAGCAGCGGGAACGAAAAUUACCGUUUGAGAUGGUACGCAGUAGUUCAGUAUAUAAUAUAUAACGCUUUUGUUUUUUUUUUGGCAGCCAUUCAUAAGGCUAUUUGAUGAUACAUGAGUUUCAUUUUGUAUCUCUUCCGAGCAUGGUUGCUAUGCCAUUGGAAGACAUGGAAUUGGCACUUUGUAAGAAUAACCAAAGGAAAUAAAUGCCGAACUUCAACAUCAUCAUUCUGUUGUAAUUGUUAAGGAGAUUAGUGAUAUAAUCUUCAUCACUUUCUUAAGUAUGAGAAUCUUAAUCUUUUCAA